AUGGCUACUGCUCUCCUCAGCCUCACUGCCAUUCUUCUCUCCCUUGCCUUCCCUCUUAUGUCACAAGCAGCCUCGCCCUCUCCUAUGGCCUCUUUGAUGACCGACAACCCUGAAGACUAUGAAGAGUAUAUAAUUGAUGCUCCGUUUCUCAACACUGGGUCGUUAAGGAGUCGAUUUCUCACAAGUAUUGUAAAGAAAGGCGCACAUUGUGAUGCUGUUAAAAACAAUAUUUGUAAUGGAGUUUCAGCAAACAACGGAGAGAGCCGUCUUUCAUGCUGCAAGAAGCAUUGUCGAAAUGUCCUCGGAGACAAGAAUAACUGUGGGCAAUGUGGGCACAAGUGCAGUUUCGGAGAGCGUUGCUGUGGGGGUACCUGCACCAAUGUUACCUUUAAUGCAUCUCAUUGCGGUCAGUGCAACAACGCAUGCACUUUGGGGGUUAAAUGUGAGAAUGGUUUAUGUGGAUAUACUUGA
This is a messenger RNA of Malania oleifera, 471 nucleotides long. RefSeq names its product protein GRIM REAPER-like. NCBI's taxonomy places the organism in Eukaryota, Viridiplantae, Streptophyta, Magnoliopsida, Santalales, Ximeniaceae. The coding region runs from base 1 to 471 and encodes 156 amino acids. The record is from RefSeq and is a predicted model, not a curated record. The transcript has a single exon.